GUGAGGCUGUCGGUCAUUGCUCCGAUCCAGUUGAUCGAGAUAUACAUGUUUGCGUGCCUCAUCGAAGAAAAUAUAUCUUGAGCAUUGCAGGUGCAAAAUGGGAAGAGGAGGCUGCAGUCGGACCAAUCACAGUGAAGGCAAGAGCUGCCAAGUGACCUCUUAGGAACAACAUUAAAUCCUCCUUCCUCAUCUACAUCACAUGACCUCGCUGUUUGCUUCAAGAAAAUCUCCGAGAAUCUUCAUUCUCUCAAUUCAGCAGUGCCUCCUGCUCUUUCAGUGAAUUGCUGCAGUCUACCUGAAAACUAAUUUGAGGACUUUAGUUUUAUUUUGCUCAAUGUUCGGAACGACUAUACAUAGCGAAGGCGCGUCAACGCAGCAUCAGGCCGCUCCCACUUCCGGUAUGUAGCCGCUAUCCCGAAGAGGGGGCAAAAAAAAAACCACACAACAACUUAAGCUCGAUCCGUUACACGGUAGCCAUUGAGCCCGUUGAAAAUUCGGCGCUUAAUCGGACGUCCGCUCCUGACCGGGUGAGGUGAAGGAGGUUACCGGAGACAACAUGGCCCAGCCAAGGUAACCUUUUCCCCGGGCCUGAAGGACGGACAACGGUCGGUUGGUCCUAUGGAGAGGCCGGUGAGACUGCUGCUCUCGUCCGAGCUGCGCAUCCGCAACGUCGGGCACGAAGUGAGCCUGUGCCGGUCCCUUCUCACCUGGAAGAGGCGAACCUCCAGCCCGGUGUACCAUCCGUUCAAAGCCAGCGUGUGUCAUAGCGUGCGCGUAUCGGAAAUCAUCAGUGUGCGCGAAGAGGAGCCCGAAGAGGAUCGGAACGAUGGGAGCUGGAAGAAGAUCCGAGAGGGACAAGCCAAAGACCGCAGGCGGUCUUUCACAGUGACGUACGUGGAGAGGUGUCGGCGGCACCGCUGGCGGUGCGCCCACGUCACCUUCGCGUGUCCUCAGGUAGCACUGUGCCACCGCUGGGUCAGCACCAUCAGAGAGCAGCUGGAAGCCAUCGGCGGCAGACCUACACAGCUGCUGGUGUACAUCAACCCGUACGGCGGCAAACGGCAGGCCAAACGAGUCUACCAGCAGAAGGUGGCGCCGCUCUUUGCUCUCGCCGGGAUCGGCACGCACGUCAUUGUGACCGAGUACGCCAACCACGCCCGGGACCACCUGAGGGAGGAGGCGGAGCUAAGGAAGUACGACGGCGUGGUAUGCGUGGGCGGUGACGGCAUGUUCAGCGAGCUGGUGCACGGCUUGGUGUGGCGAACCCAGAGGGACGCCGGCGUGGACGUCAACCGGGCCGAGCAGACGCUGGUCGCCUGCCCGCUGCGCAUCGGAAUCAUCCCAGCAGGCUCCACAGAUUGUAUCUGCUUCGCCACAGUGGGCACCAACGACCCCGUGACCUCUGCCCUGCACAUCAUCGUGGGCGACCGUCAGCCCAUGGACGUGUGCUCGGUGCACCACGGCAACGCCUUCCUGCGCUACUCGGUGUCGCUGCUGGGCUACGGCUUCUACGGCGACGUGCUGACGGACAGCGAGAGGAAGCGCUGGAUGGGCCCCGCCAGGUACGACCUGGCCGGCCUCAAGAUGUUCCUCACUCACCACCACUACGAGGGCACCGUGUCCUACCUGCCGGCCGGCGGCGGCGGCGCCGGAGCGCCCGGCGACGCGUCCAGGUGUCGAGCCGGUUGCUCAGUUUGCGGGGACAACGGGAAGCUCUUGUCGGAGAGAGCCGCCGUUUACCAGACGGACCCGCACGAGGCCAGCGAAAAGGACGACAGCGAUGACGAUGGCGGCGGCGGCGGCUGGCGGAGCAUCCGCGGCAAGUUCCUGGCCAUCAACGCGGCCAGCAUGAGCUGCGCGUGCCCCCGCAGCCCUAAAGGCCUGUCGCCCGCCGCCCACCUGGCCGACGGCACCGCCGACCUCAUCCUGGUGCGCAAGUGCUCCCGCUUCAACUUCCUCAGGCACCUCGUGCGCCACACCAGCAAGGACGACCAGUUUGACCUGUCCUUCGUGGAGGUGCACCGCGUGCGGCGCUUCCGCUUCACCCCGCGACACUGCCCCAGCGACUCUGAGCUGGAACUGGAGCCGCUGGACGGGAAGCCUCGGCAGAUCUUCGGAAAGAUCUGCCGAGAGCACCCGGCCUGCGGCUGCGCGGCCCCCUUCAGCAGCUGGAACUGCGACGGCGAAAUCCUACCGCAUGCCACCAUCGACGUCAGAGUGCAUUGUCAGCUGAUCCAACUGUUUGCCCGAGGCAUCGAGGAGGCGGCCAUGUUUGACGAGCUGGCGCCCACCUGCUCCGCGUAGGGUCGGGAUCUGCCACGACCCGCGACUUGCCUCCCUCUGCGUCUUUUGUUCAGCGGGUCUGAUCGGGUCACGUUCCACAGGGAAGGCGACGACGGUGCUGUCGCAGAGAAUCGGGAAGGCCGGCCGGCCGGCCAGGUAACGUCCAGACGCUUCAGCGUCGGGGUUGACUCGGGUCAAAGGUGAAGUCCUACUGAAUGUCGAGACCAACUGGCCACCACUCAGAUUCUUGAGUAUGUUUAGUCGGGUCUGAAUUUGGAGUCGUCGUCUUCUUCGAAUGGUGUUGGAGGCCCGCCCGGGCGAGUUGGGUCCGGUCUUUGCGAUUUUAGUGCUGGUAGGGUGAAUGACAAACCCUCGUUCGUCUUUAGUUUGCAGUUGGCUCGGCUGAGUCUAAAUGUCAAAGUCCUGCUUGAGUCCAGUCUGACUGAGAAGUCCCACUCAAAUCUUAGUGUUAAGUCCCACGUUUCUCCAGGCGUGAACGUUAAUCUCUCGAUGUCCUCGUCAAGUCUCGUCUCGAUCUUGUCUGUGUUUAGUCGGGUCUGAUCUCGGACUUGUCGGGACGCUUCCAAAGGAGUUUCUUUUAACAAUGUUUUUAUUUAUUUGCCUCCACUGUUAAGAGAGGUAGGAAAUGUUUUGUUAGCGUCUGUUACAUGACCACUGCAAUUGUUCCUCAAAAGCGAAACUCCAACUGGUUUUCCCAAGGAUUUCCAAAGAAACUCGUUUUUUUUUUGUAGCUGGUGCUAAUGUAGCACUUUUAGUCGUCUCGUAUUUGAUUGUUGAUGGACUGACUGCUCAUCGUCUCUGCUGACCUGAGCUGGACUCAUGAAAGUGACGACGAUGACGACUUUGUGUCCAUGUAGCGCCAGCCAUCUUUUUGGUUCGCGGCAAAUGCAAGAAGAACAACUGCAACAAGGAAGAGCGGUAGUGUGAAGACACUUUGAUGGACAAUUCAGUUUGGCUGGCUUGAAUUGUUACUGUGGCAACGUCGCUAGCGUCAACAUGACUUUGCAUGCUAAUUAGCUGGCAUUAGCAUGCUAGCCGCUGCAAGUUUUGGACCUCUAUGCACUCCUGCCAGCUGUAGCCUCCUCUGGAAGAAAUAAAAUCACAUCAAUAA
Molecule: messenger RNA, 3415 nt
Organism: Syngnathus typhle (broad-nosed pipefish)
Lineage: Eukaryota; Metazoa; Chordata; Actinopteri; Syngnathiformes; Syngnathidae
Product: ceramide kinase-like
Exons: 13
Coding region: 619-2304 (561 amino acids)
Molecular function (GO): kinase activity
Source: RefSeq, a predicted model, not a curated record